Ctenocephalides felis (cat flea) is the source of this 1247-nucleotide messenger RNA. RefSeq names its product 2-oxoglutarate and iron-dependent oxygenase domain-containing protein 3-like. The transcript has 4 exons. NCBI's taxonomy places the organism in Eukaryota, Metazoa, Arthropoda, Insecta, Siphonaptera, Pulicidae. Bases 126 to 1094 code for a protein of 322 amino acids. Gene Ontology annotation, molecular function: iron ion binding; oxidoreductase activity, acting on paired donors, with incorporation or reduction of molecular oxygen; L-ascorbic acid binding. The record is from RefSeq and is a predicted model, not a curated record. Gene Ontology annotation, cellular component: membrane.
UUUGACAGUUCGGUGUUUGGCAGAUAGUCAAUAAACAAAACAUAUAAAAAUGAAUAAUUAAUUAAAUACAUAUAUACAGAAUAGUUUUAGACAACUGCCGAUAUAAAUAUAUAGCAUUUACAGAUAUGCCGGAAAAAACAAACGUGAAACAAAGAAAAAAAGAACCCAAAAAAGAUGAUAAUGUUACUUCUGAAGAAGAUGAAUCAAAAUUGAACAAAAGAAAUUUAAAAUUCGGUCCUUUACCCUCAUUUCGCAACCAAAGAACAUGGACGAGAAUAGUCUUAUUCAUUGGUUUAUUCACAGUUCUACAUUUUUACAAAGGCUCAAACAAUGAAAAACCACUAGCCAAACAAAACGAGUUCUUUCACAAACGUGGAAACACUGUUGAAUGUUCAGAAUCAUAUUCCAAAGAAGCAAAUAAAUUUAAAACUUGCACUCCGUUCAAAUGUGGCCGCUUUGUAACUGACAGUUUAAUCACAUUAACAGAAGCAGGAUUGUUGAACGAGUUAGCUAAAAAAGGUUUGGCUGCUGGAGGCUCAAAUGGGGGAGCUUCUGUAGUUGAUUUCCACAGCGGUGUCUUAUCAGUUGGAGAUAAAUUUGUUAAUUUGUACAGAACUGGUGUUGUGAAAGUUACAAAACAUGACAUGGAUUUUCUACAGAUGAUUGAAAGUAAGUUGAAACAUGCUGUAGCAGAAACAUUCCAAAUAGAAUCUGAUGCUUUAUAUUUAACAUAUCCUACGUUAUUUUCUGAACUUACAAACAAGGAACCUGCUACAAUACAUGAUGAAUAUUGGCAUCCACAUAUCGACAUGGUGACUUAUGAUAGUUUCUUUUAUACCACCUUGCUCUAUUUAACAGACUUUGAUCAAGAUUUUAAAGGUGGUAGAUUUGUAUUCAUGGACAAAAAGGCUAAUUACACGGUCGAGCCCCGCAAAGGAAGAGUUCUUAUGUUUACAUCAGGCUCAGAGAAUGAGCAUUUUGUUGAAAAGGUUACUGAAGGCAAACGAUAUGCCUUAACGGUUGCAUUUACUUGUGAUCCUAGUAAAAAAAUUAAAAAUAGAGAAAUUAAAGGACCAGUUAAUGUAGGAAAAUAAUAAUAAUAUAUUGGUCAAGUGUGGAAUUAAAAAAAAGCAUUACAUAAAGUAUUAGAGAGGAUGGUUAUGGGUCUUUUUUAUCCUGACACAUUCCACAUACUAAAUAAAAAACAUUUAUAAUUUAUAUUUGAUUUUUUAAUUAAAUAACUACGU